Molecule: messenger RNA, 987 nt
Organism: Onychostruthus taczanowskii (white-rumped snowfinch)
Lineage: Eukaryota; Metazoa; Chordata; Aves; Passeriformes; Passeridae
Product: putative per-hexamer repeat protein 5
Exons: 3
Coding region: 1-987 (328 amino acids)
Source: RefSeq, a predicted model, not a curated record
AUGUGGCUGGGACCGGGGCCAAUCCCUGCGGGCUGCCCGUCCCCGCAGGGGACAGAGAGCUGCCGCCGCGCCGGGAUGAGGAGCCCCCCGACUCCGCUGAGCCCGGGGGUCCCUGCCGCCGCCGCCGGGAAUCGCUGGCCUUCUUCCCUUCCCCGCUUGAGGCACCCGCGGGGCACGGCCAGCCCCGGCAGGGCUGGUACCAGCUCCGGUACCAGCUCCGGUACCAGCUCCGCUACCAACUCCAGUACCAGCUCCGCUACCAACUCCGGUACCAGCUCCGGUGCCAACUCCGGUACCAGCUCCGCUAUCAGCUCCGCUACCAGCUCCGCUACCAGCUCCGGUACCGGCUCCGAUACCAGCUCCGGUACCAGCUCCGGUACCAGCUCCGCUACCAGCUCCGGUACCGGCUCCGGUACCAGCUCCGCUACCAGCUCUGCUACCAACCCCGAUACCAGCUCCCGUACCAGCUCCGCUACCAACUACAGUACCAGCUCCCGUACCGGCUCUGGUACCAGCUCCGGUACCAGCUCCCGUACCAGCUCCGGUACCAGCUCCGGUACCAGCUCCCGUACCAGCUCUGGUACCAGCUCCGGUACCAGCUCCGGUACCAGCUCCCGUACCAGCUCCGCUACCAACUCCGGUACCAGCUCCGGUACCGGCUCCGAUACCAGCUCUGGUACCAGCUCCGGUACCAGCUCCGCUACCAGCUCCCGUACCAGCUCCGCUACCAGCUCCGGUACCAACCCCGAUACCAGCUCCGGUACCAGCUCCUGUACCAGCUCCCGUACCAGCUCCGGUACCAGCUCCCGUACCAGCUCCAGUACCAGCUCCAGCCAGUGCCCAGCUGAGAGCACGGAGCCAGGUCCGCUGCCCUGCCCAGCCCGCAUUCACAGCAGGCUCGCUGGCACCGCAGAAGCCUCAUGCCCGCACCUGAUGCCGCUGCAGACACAGAGCCCACGGGCAGGGGUGAAGCACAGAGCUGGCUGA